AUGCCGCUACCACCGGCGAUUAAAAGCUUGCUGCAUGCCCCAAAGUAUGCAGCACGGCAGUCCAAGUAUAAUAAGAACUUGGUUAUAGCAGCUGGAAGUGCUGGUUACCCACGGCGUGCGCCGCAUGCUCAGCUUUUGGACGAUAUAUUCGCGUCUGUGCGCUUUGAAGCACAAUCCAAAGGCGUCGAGUGGGGUGAAUGGCUCACUAUUUUGACGGCUACCAUGUUUGCAUUGAAUGCGACCGAAAGUUUGCAAGGACUGCAUCGGUAUUCCAUGCGCCAGAACGACUCGCACGAGCCGCGGCCUUUGGCGGAACGCGUGGAACGCGCAUGUCUCAUGCGUGAAGUGGGGCUCAAAUGCCUUGGCUUAAUAGGUAUACCAAAGGCGAUUAAUAACCUUGCGGCGCUCCGUACCGUUGUCGACUCCGACUCGGACUUGGCUGAUGCAUUGCCGAGCCAACCACGUCGUGACUUAACACCAGAGCAAUGGGAGGCCGCGCGUAAGGUUGGUAGCGAUUUGUUUGAUGAUAUCUAUCUGAAACAGUCAAAGCACCUUCAAGGCGUCCUUGCACAUUCGCAUCCCGACCUCGGCGUGUUCAUCUUGCAACAUGAGUAUGGCCCCUUAUUCGCUCCUCCGCCGCUGUACCACGGUGUUGCUCAUACCGAUAUGGAGCCUUGGGAAGUGAAUCGCAUUCGCGUAAGUCUGUUGGCCAUCGCCUCGCUGCACGCCCAAGGCGGCGUCGGUCCGCAAGUGACGAGCCAUAUUUACGGAUUGCUUCGUUCGCGUCCGAGCUUUGAGCAUUUGGAUGGCCCAGUACGAGUAGGAUUAGAUUUUCUUGCGAGUGCUGAAGGCGCAGUGUGGGUUCUCGAGACGAUCAAUCGCAUCUGCGAAGUUGUCGAUGGCGCAGAAGACCAAGAUCGAGAAGGAGUGCCCAAUGCGCGUUUGUAG
Messenger RNA from Malassezia vespertilionis, 948 nucleotides. RefSeq lists its product as uncharacterized. The record is from RefSeq and is a predicted model, not a curated record. Lineage: Eukaryota; Fungi; Basidiomycota; Malasseziomycetes; Malasseziales; Malasseziaceae. Bases 1 to 948 code for a protein of 315 amino acids. The transcript is spliced from 2 exons.